Penicillium soppii is the source of this 924-nucleotide messenger RNA. RefSeq names its product Mob1/phocein family protein. Gene Ontology annotation, cellular component: nucleus; cytoplasm. The record is from RefSeq and is a predicted model, not a curated record. The transcript is spliced from 4 exons. Gene Ontology annotation, molecular function: protein kinase activator activity. Gene Ontology annotation, biological process: signal transduction; positive regulation of protein phosphorylation; cell division. Lineage: Eukaryota; Fungi; Ascomycota; Eurotiomycetes; Eurotiales; Aspergillaceae. The coding region runs from base 1 to 924 and encodes 307 amino acids.
AUGGCCACCUUUUUUCAGAGUGUUCGCCAAGGAUUUGGUAGGGGAGGAAACAACAAAGGAAACAAUCCCCCUAAAAGCCCAGCACAGUCUUCUGCUCCCCAACAUCAGUCCAAUAUGUCGAAUUCACCCUCGAUCUCCAGCAGCUUGGGAGUUGAAAGCCAAGCCAAUGACCCCGAGGGACCGAAGUACUUCUUCCAGGAGAAGUAUGCCCCCCUGAAUGUGAGGGGCAACUUCUUGACCCUCUGUGCCUGUCCGAAGAAUGUGGAGCUGGGCGAAUGGUUAGCUCACCAAAUCGUUGAACAAUAUCGCCUACUCCACGGCAUGCUCCAGGUUAUCCAGGAGACCAACAGCGUGACCGGCCUUACUAUUUGCAAUGAAAACACUUGUCCGACGAUGUCUGCUGGGCGGUUGACUUACACCUGGCUCGUCGACGGCCGCGCUGCCAAAAUCUCCGCACCCAAGUUCAUCAACCGCGUUGAAAAAUGGAUCGUCAGUAAAAUACACGACCCUGUCAUGUUCCCUACCGAAAAAGUCAACGGCACCCCCGAGACCUCCUCUAUUAAAGAAGCCAAUGGCGCUUCAACAACCCCCUCAGACCCAACCAACCCAGACGAUUGGAUCGGCAAGUCCAGCGGCUUCCCCCAGACUUUCUACAAGGAUUGCCAAGGAAUCAUGAAGCAGAUGUUCCGCUGCUACGCCCAUCUGUACCAUGCCCACUGGCUUAACCCCUUCUGGCACAUCAACAAGCACGACAUCCUGAACAUGUGUUUCGUGCAUUUCGUGACGGUCUCCAAGUACUAUGGACUUGUGUCCGACAAGGAGAUGGAGCCCAUGCAGCCCUUGAUCGAGUUGUUCAUUAAGCAGCAGCGGGUUCCCCCGGAGGCGCUUAAUGGCGGUCACUGGGCUCAGCAAACCGCCCAAUAA